Messenger RNA from Funneliformis geosporum, 528 nucleotides. NCBI's taxonomy places the organism in Eukaryota, Fungi, Glomeromycota, Glomeromycetes, Glomerales, Glomeraceae. The record is from the annotation of a GenBank genome assembly.
AUGAAAAUCUCUUUUGCACUCAUUUUGUUGGCUUCGCUUUCCGUCAAUGCUGCUCCAUUAAAAAGAGAUGCAUCCUACCCAAUUGCUGAAUCCUACCCAAUUGCCGAAUCAUACCCAAUUGCAGGACGAGGAUAUCCAAUUGCUGAAUCAGAGCCAAUUGCCGAUUCAUACCCAAUUGCGGGACGAGGAUAUCCAAUUGCUGAAUCAGAGCCAAUUGCCGAAUCAUACCCAAUUGCAGGACGAGGAUAUCCAAUUGCUGAAUCAGAGCCAAUUGCCGAUUCAUACCCAAUUGCAGGACGAGGAUAUCCAAUUGCUGAAUCAGAGCCAAUUGCCGAUUCAUACCCAAUUGCGGGACGAGGAUAUCCAAUUGCUGAAUCAGAGCCAAUUGCCGAAUCAUACCCAAUUGCAGGACGAGGAUAUCCAAUUGCUGAAUCAGAGCCAAUUGCCGAUUCAUACCCAAUUGCGGGACGAGGAUAUCCAAUUGCUGAAUCAGAGCCAAUUGCUGAAUCAUAUCCAAUUGCCGGAUAA